Molecule: messenger RNA, 483 nt
Organism: Rhopilema esculentum
Lineage: Eukaryota; Metazoa; Cnidaria; Scyphozoa; Rhizostomeae; Rhizostomatidae
Source: RefSeq, a predicted model, not a curated record
AUGGACAGACUGAAUUGGAACAUCCUCGGCAUAUCUGAAAUGAGAUGGAAGGGCAUUGGUGAAGGAACAACAGAAGAAGGACACAAGAUUUGGUACAUAGGUGAUGAGAAGAAGCAUGAAAGAGGUGUGGGAUUCCUAGUGAACAAGAACACCAAAAACGCAGUGCUAGAAUUCACACUGAUCAGCGACCGAAUAGCAGCAAUCAAGGUGGUGGGGAAACCAAUCAACAUGACAAUUGUGCAAGUGUAUGCACCAACCAAUGAUUGCCGCAAUGAACUUGUAGAAGAAUUCUACGAUGACCUGGAGAAACUGCUAAAAACCAUUCCCAGAAAAGAUGUGUUUAUAGUGCAAGGUGACUGGAAUGCGAAGAUUGGAGCUGAUGCAUUCGCAAAUUGGAAGGGAACUAUUGGAAGAUUUGGACUUGGAGAAACAAAUGAUAGAGGACUGCAGCUGCUGGAAUUUGCCUCGUCUGACAUCGUCUGA